This is a messenger RNA of Ostrinia furnacalis (Asian corn borer), 3495 nucleotides long. RefSeq names its product extended synaptotagmin-like protein 2 (gene Esyt2). Bases 281 to 2728 code for a protein of 815 amino acids. NCBI's taxonomy places the organism in Eukaryota, Metazoa, Arthropoda, Insecta, Lepidoptera, Crambidae. Gene Ontology annotation, biological process: lipid transport. Gene Ontology annotation, cellular component: endoplasmic reticulum membrane. The transcript has 24 exons. The record is from RefSeq and is a predicted model, not a curated record. Gene Ontology annotation, molecular function: calcium ion binding; phosphatidylcholine binding; phosphatidylethanolamine binding.
UACAUGCAUGCUUUCAAGCAAUUUUAUUAUUUUUUGUUAAUAACGCUAUAUAAUUGCAACUAAUUUAUUCUACGGAAGUUGCUGAUACAAUUCUUACUGUUAUCUAAAUAUUCAUGCACUGUGGUGUACAUAAUUUUUAUACUUCACUGCGCCAUGCUCUUCACUCUUGUCUGACUGAAUUUCAUUAACCCACGAGCGGUACUCUCGGUUAGUCGUAUUUGUGAUGUUAAUGCUAAGUGUUUAGUUUUUAUUCCAACACCCUCACUACCCGGUGUUUAGCAUGGCUAGUAAUAAUAAAAUGGUUGCACCAAGUAAGGUGGCAUUGCCACCAAGCAGUGAUGAAGGACUCACUGUCCUGUCCAUGAUAUACAAAUUCUUCAAAAAGGUUGCAGUAGUUGGCGCCGUGUACUUAGUAGGUUACAUGCAAUGGAGUGUGGCUUGGCUCAUUGGACCAGUCAUACUGUCGGUGAUGAGGGAUCAAUGGCGCAAAGAGAGCGAGUCCAGGCGAAACAUUGCCAAGGCUGCUGCUUUAUCUUCAGAGAGAGACGUCAUCCUAGCACGACUAGACGAACUUCCUUCCUGGGUCUUCUUUCCGGAUGUCGAACGCGCGGAAUGGCUGAACAGAAUUCUACUCCAAGUGUGGCCGAACGUGAACCACUACGCCCGAAGUCUAAUCAAAGACUCCAUAGAGCCGGCUGUGGCUGAAAGCUUGGCUAAUUUUAAACUCAAUGGAUUCAAAUUCGAACGCAUGAUACUCGGUACAAUCGCGCCUCGUGUCGGCGGCGUCAAAGUCUACGAUAAGAACCUCUCGAGGGAUGAGAUAAUAAUGGACGUCGAUUUGUUCUAUGCCGGCGAUUGCGACAUUUCCUUUGUGCUACAAGGAAUUCGUGCAGGAAUCAAAGAUCUUCAGAUCCACGGCAUGGUCCGCGUGGUGAUGAAGCCGCUUAUCACCAAGAUCCCUCUCGUGGGCGGACUUCAGGUGUUCUUCCUCAACAACCCGUCCAUCGACUUCAACCUGGUCGGAGCCGCCGAUGUGCUCGACAUGCCUGGGUUCAGUGACAUACUGCGUCGUUGCAUCGUAGAACAAGUGGCGAGAAUGAUGGUGCUGCCCAACAAACUGCCUAUAAAGCUCAGCGACGAGAUACCCACCGUCGACCUGCGCAUGCCCGAACCAGAGGGAGUUCUUCGUAUCCACCUCGUGCAAGCUCAGAAUCUUAUGAAGAAAGAUGUGUCCAUGUUAGGUAAGGGUAAGUCGGAUCCGUACGCCAUCAUCACGGUGGGCGCGCAGCAAUGGAAGACAAAGCACAUCGAUAACGACGUCAACCCGCGCUGGAACUACUGGUGCGAGGCGAUAAUAAGCUCAAGGAAGAGCCAAGUGCUGCAGUGCGAGCUGUGGGACUGGGACCCGGGGAUGGGCAUUCAGAACGAUGACUUUCUCGGCAGAUGCUCCUUGGAUAUAUCUCAAGUUGUGCGUGCAGGUCGCUUAGACACAUGGCAGACUCUGCAACAAGCAAAGCACGGCAAAAUCCACUUGCGUCUAUCGUGGCAUCGCCUUUCCACCGACCUGCUUGACUUGAGCCACGCUAUAACGGAGACACAAUUGAUCAAAACGGGAGAUCUUAGUUCUGCUGUUGUCUCGGUGUAUAUCGACUGCUGCAGGCAUCUGCCCAACGCUCGCGUGCACUCGCGUCCAGACCCGUACCUGACGGUAACCGUUGGCAAGAAGACAGAGAAUACCGCGGUACAGAUGCGCACCGACAGCCCCGUCUACGAGAUAGGAUACUCCUUCCUCGUGCAGAACCCGGAGAUCGACAUCGUGGACAUCAAGGCCGUAGAUCAAAAGACAGGAAGCUCACUCGGUCAGCUGACGUUCCCUCUAUCAGCUUUGUUGAAGGAAAAGAAUCUAACCUUGUUGCCUCAACCGCUGAACUUGCAGAAGUCGGGACCUGAAUCCAAAAUCAUCCUGUCUAUGCAGUUGAAGAUAUUGAAAGAAGCGAUAAAAGAGGAAGACAUGGAUGAGGCUGAGGCGGCGGACCUCGGGCCCGAGCCCGCCACCAUGCCCUCACCUCCAGCCACUCCUUCAGACACCAUGGACGGCGCUACGCCCCUCCCGACGCCACCAGCUAACCCAGUGCCAGAACAAACAGAUGUCGAGUUGAAAAACAUGGACGAUAAUACCACUGAUUCGUCUUCUCAGAAGUCGAUCCCGGUCGAGCAAAUUUUAAAGUCAGUUGUGUCUCAAGAAGAGCAAGCGCCUUCAUCGGGGAGAGACUCACCUAAAUUAGUACACAGGACAUCAUCUAUAACUACGUCUGCCGGCGAAGCGGGUCUGGGGCGUAUUUUGCUGUCGCUGCGAUACAGCAUGCAGAACCAGACUUUGUUUGUUGUCGUGCAUAAAAUAGCAAAUAUUCCCCUGAAAGACCCCACCAAUGUGCCUGAUCCCUACGUCAAAUUGUACUUACUGCCAGGACGAUCUAAGGACUCCAAGCGAAAAACUAUUGUGGUGAAAGACAGCUGCAUGCCGGAGUACGACGAGCAGUUCGAGUGGGUGAUCCCGCUGGCCGAGCUGCACUCGCGCCAGGUGGAGGUCACGGUGGCCACGCACAAGGGCUUCCUCGGCGGCAGCCCCAUCAUUGGACAGGUGAUAGUGCAUCUCAACCAGUACGAUUUUCGCGAAGCAAAAACUUUAUGGUAUGAUCUUAUGCCAGAAGCAACGCCUAAAGAUUAGGCAAUGAUUGUUUUCUUAAGAAUUGUGCUUAUGAAUGUUAUUUUUUGUAUUUUAUAGAAGUUACUAACAUUUGCAUUUACGCACUGUUAUCAUGAUCUGACUAUGUUACAUAUACAAAAAGUGAAUCUUGUUACCUAAUUAAUUAUGUACUGUGCAAAAGUGGAAACUAGUUGUGUUCUCGUUACAUUUUACGCAUUUAUUCUUGUUAAAGUAUGUAAAAAUGAUCUUGGCAUGUCGCUUGUUUAUGUAUUUUAUUUUAGCUAACAAACAGUAUUUCAAAUGAAUACAACAUGUAAUUGGAGUAAAGCAAAAGCUAUAAGAAUAUUUGAAUAGGCCGGCAGAUUUGGUUCAGAAUCACAACUCGACUUUUUUAAAAAAGGGUGUGGCCAACAUGUUACGGUAAUUCAAUUACAUUUUGUAUGAAAAAGUGCACUUUCAAAACAUAAUUAUAUUGGAUUUUACAUAAAUGAAGCAUGAUAACAUGCAAUAACUAACAUCAGCAAGAAAGUGUUCUAUAUUUUUCUGCAAAUCGGUUCUUUGUGCAUAAUAAUGAUUGUUUGUAUUUAUCAAUAAAAAUAUUAAGUCAAAAGCGCAAUUAAUGUGUAAGUAUAACUUAUGAGAUUUUUGUUAUUUUUUAUAUUGUGUAUGUUUAUUGUUACCUGGAAUGUAUUUACUGUUACUGCAAAGAGAUUAUUGUCCAUAUUAGAGCAAUGCUUAUAAGCUUAUUAUAUGAAUUAUAAAAGAGUUAAUAAAUAGUAUGAAAUCAA